CCAAAAUACACCGGUUUUAUGCGUUUUAGCAAGAAAGUUCGACGAAAAUGAAGGUACUACCCGAGCUGACGAAUCUGCGGCCGCAGUAUAAGGAAAUUCCGGCCAAACCCAACGAGAUUCUGGAAAGCUUGGGGCGACCGCACAUCGAUUCGUUCAAUUACAUGCUCGAGGAAGGAAUCGACGAUAUGUUGCACCGGCUGGAACCGCUGAUGUUCGAGCUUCCGAACAGUAACCGGAUUACGCUGCGGAUCUCGGAGCUGGACAUUGCACCACCGGCCGUGCCGAUGAGCAUGAUAAACGUGGUCGAGAAGCGUAUCUUUCCGUCCGAGUGUCGCCAAAAGAGUGACACGUACUCCGGUAUGUGCACAAUCCGGCUCGACUGGGAGCUAGAUGGUGUUCCGCAGCUUCCGAUCACCCGCGAAAUGGGUCGCCUCCCGAUCAUGCUGCGAUCGAAAGCCUGCAAUCUGGCCGACCUGUCACCGGCGGAACUGGUCGCACGGGGUGAGCACCAGGACGAAUGGGGUGGCCAUUUCAUUAUGCGCGGCAACGAGAAGCUCAUCCGUAUGCUGAUCAUGACACGGCGCAACUUCCCGAUCGUCGUCAGCCGGAAUGCGUGGAAGGAGCGGAGCAAAGACUUUAGCACCACCGGCGUGUUUAUUCGCUGCGUUCGCGAUGACCAACAUUCAACGAACAAUGUGCUGCAUUACCUUACUAAUGGGACAGCGAAACUGAUGAUCACCAUUCACAAGGCACUGCAGUUCAUCCCGGUGAUGUUGCUGAUGAAAGCUCUUACCGACUACACGGACAACAUCAUCUACCGGAAACUGAUGGCGGGUUGCGAAGACGAUCAGUACUUCAAGAAGUGCGUCAUGAGCAUGCUACGCGAUUUGCACGCCGAAAAUCUGCACAAUCAGCACGACUGUCGCCAGUUCCUGGGGGCCCUGUUUCGCGUCCGGCUCAAUCUGUACGGUCUGCCCAAGUGGUUCACCGACGAGCAGGCGGGUAGCUACCUGCUCGAGCAGUGUGUCCUCAUCCAUCUCGAUCGGCCCGAGGACAAGUUCAAUACGCUCGCGUACAUGCUCCACAAACUGUUCGCCGCCGUGCAAGGCCGCUGCCAGCUCGAAUCGCUCGACACCGUGAUGAUGCAGGAGGUUAUGCUCGGUGGCCACAUUCUACAGAAGCUGCUUCGCGAACAGUGCCUGCAAACGCUGCGGUACGUGCGCUUGAACCUUCUAAAGCUGCGGCCCGAGCCAAGCUCUCCGCUCGUGACCGUGACGGACGUGACGAUGGCCCUGAAAAAUGUGGUCGGAUUUCAGUCGGUAUUCGCGAACUUCCUCAGCACGGGCAACUUAACCCGGGCGGCCGACAUUGGGUUGAUGCAGGAAAGCGGACUGGUGAUCGUGGCGGAAAACAUCAACCGGAUGCGCUACAUGUCGCACUUUCGGGCCGUCCACCGGGGCUCCUUUUUCGUGACGAUGCGCACGACGGAAGCCCGCCAGCUGCUACCGGAUGCGUGGGGAUUCAUCUGUCCGGUCCACACACCGGACGGAGCGCCCUGUGGCUUGCUGAACCACAUGACAUCGGAUUGUACCGUUUCGGUGACGCAGAACCCGGAAAAGGUGCGCAACAUCGAGACAACGCUCGUCGCGAUGGGCAUGAUUCCGAUCGCACACUCGGGGCCGCAAGAAUCGGGCACCGAGCAGCCGCCCUACACUGUGAUGCUUGAAGGACGGAUACUGGGCAAGCUGCCCCGGGCCAUAGCCGGUGCGGUCGUGCAGCAGUUGCGACUACUAAAGAUUGCCGGCGAAACCAUUCCCAGCACGACGGAGAUUGCGUUUGUACCGGCUCGUGAAGGGGGGCAGUAUCCGGGCAUCUACAUGUUCGUGGGUCCAUCGCGAAUGAUGCGCCCGGUAAAGAACCUGGCGGCCGGCGGCACCGAACUGAUCGGAACGUUCGAGCAGGUGUACCUCGAUGUGUGCGUCAGCCCCGAGGAGGCCUACCCGGGGUUGACCACACACGCGGAGCUCUCCAAGACGGCCUUCCUGAGCAACCUGGCGCAGCUGAUACCGAUGCCGGAUUGCAAUCAAUCGCCGCGCAACAUGUACCAGUGCCAGAUGGGCAAACAAACGAUGGGCACGCCGUGCCACAACUGGGCGCUCCAGUGCAUAGCCAAGUUCUAUCGCCUGCAAACGCCGGCCACACCGCUCUUCCGUCCGGUGCACUACGACAACAUCGACCUGGACAACUACGCCAUGGGCACGAACGCGAUCGUGGCCGUCAUCUCGUACACCGGCUACGACAUGGAAGAUGCCAUGAUCAUCAACAAGUCGGCCUUCGAGCGUGGAUUCGCCGCCGGCACGGUCUACAAGAAUGAGUUUGUGACCAUCAAGGGGGACAACUUUUUCGCCCGUGACCCCAAAGAUAUCAGCCUGACGGUGGCGCUCGACAACGAUGGGCUCCCGUUCCAGGGUGCCGAGCUGACGGCCCAUACGCCGCUGUACUGCUACUUUGACACCAACGACCACCGGUACCACGUGGUCCGGUACACCAGCUCCGAACCGGCCAUCGUGGACAGUGUGAAGCUGUGCGCACCGCUCGAGCCAACGCGCGGCUCGUUCGGAGGGGCUUGGCGCGGUGGUGGCGCCCCGACCGAGAAACAGGCAGUCAUCACGUACCGCAUUCAGCGCAACCCGAGCGUCGGUGAUAAGUUCGCUUCGCGCGCCGGCCAGAAGGGUAUCUGUUCGCAGAAGUGGCCCGCCAUCGACCUGCCGUUCACCGAGUCGGGCAUGAUACCGGACAUUCUGUUCAACCCGCACGGCUUUCCGUCGCGUAUGACGAUCGCGAUGAUGAUCGAAACGAUGGCCGGCAAAACGGGCGCCUGCCACGGACUGGUGCACGAUGCGACACCGUUCCGCUUCGACGAGCGUAACACCGCGAUCGAUUACUUUGGCCGGCUGCUCGAGACCUCCGGCUACAAUUACUACGGAACCGAGCGCAUGUACAGCGGGGUGGAUGGGCGCGAAAUGCGAGCGGACAUCUUCUUCGGCAUCGUGCACUACCAACGGUUGCGCCACAUGGUGAGCGACAAGUGGCAGGUGCGAUCGACCGGACCGAUCGAUCAGCUGACACACCAACCGAACAAGGGCCGAGCGCGGGGCGGUGGCGUACGCUUCGGUGAGAUGGAACGUGAUGGGCUCAUCUCGCACGGAGCUUCGUUUCUGCUGCAGGAUCGACUGUUUCACGGUUCGGACAAGGUGACCACGAUCGUGUGCCGCAAGUGUGGCACACUGCUGGGCCCGCUCGAUAGCGUUACGCGCCGGAUGGCGAUCAAUUCGAACGAGUUCCAGCACACACCGGCCACUUGCCGGCUGUGUCAGGACGAGGGCGAAAUCGGACACGUCGAGAUACCGUACAUUUUCAAGUUCCUCGUCUCGCAGCUCACCUCGAUGAACAUCAACGUGAAGCUGCAGCUCUCCCAUCCGGACGUCUGA
Molecule: messenger RNA, 3491 nt
Organism: Anopheles cruzii
Lineage: Eukaryota; Metazoa; Arthropoda; Insecta; Diptera; Culicidae
Gene: RpI135
Product: DNA-directed RNA polymerase I subunit RPA2
Exons: 4
Coding region: 48-3491 (1147 amino acids)
Biological process (GO): DNA-templated transcription
Cellular component (GO): nucleus; RNA polymerase I complex
Molecular function (GO): DNA binding; ribonucleoside binding; DNA-directed RNA polymerase activity
Source: RefSeq, a predicted model, not a curated record